This is a messenger RNA of Gordionus sp. m RMFG-2023, 1830 nucleotides long. Its product is annotated as NAD kinase 2, mitochondrial-like. Bases 11 to 1357 code for a protein of 448 amino acids. NCBI's taxonomy places the organism in Eukaryota, Metazoa, Nematomorpha, Gordioida, Chordodea, Parachordodidae. Gene Ontology annotation, biological process: NAD+ metabolic process; NADP+ biosynthetic process. The transcript has 10 exons. The record is from RefSeq and is a predicted model, not a curated record. Gene Ontology annotation, cellular component: mitochondrion. Gene Ontology annotation, molecular function: NAD+ kinase activity.
AAUAAACUGUAUGAUAGUUAAAUUAAAAUCACAAUUAUUUUUUCUUACGAAAAAAAUCGAUUUUAAAUUAUCAAUGUCAAGCUAUAUACAAUUAAAUAGUGUGUUGAUUCUUUCUAAGAUAACAAGAUAUGAAUUUGAGAAAAUGCGUUAUAAGUUUAACAAUGAUGAAGAUCUAAGACAAAGGUUGGCUGAAAGAGGAUCUAACAUUGAUAGCCUACUUGAACACCAUAAAACUCAUCAUGACAACCUGGACAAAGUUCUAGAAAGUUUUAAGCAAAGGCAUAUCCAAACCAAGCUAGUACGCAGAAGCGAGUACGAAACGGAAAAUCUGAAAUCUUACGACGCUAUAUUCACCUGCGGCGGUGAUGGAACUUUUCUAUUAGCCGCUAAUAAGGUGCACACAUCCCUUAUACCAGUCAUCGGAAUCAACACAGAUCCGCUCAACUCUGAAGGCUAUUUAUGCCUUCCUAGCAAAUUUACCAAAAAUUUUGGCAUAGCGCUCGAUAGACUUAUCAAGGGAGAAUUUAAGUGGCUUAAACGGAAUCGCAUAUCGGUCACCUUAACCGGCAACCGAAAUCUCUUAGGCUUGAGUACGCCAACAUUUCACGAGUUCCGGUUCGCCGAACACGUGCGGGAACUCGAACGCACGCGUAGCACUUCUCCAUUGAACCCCAGCGCAUCGCUCGAUUGCGCAUCGUCCCGGAACGGAAUUCCGAAGACCGAAAAAGCAAAAGCCAUGCAAAAUGGUUACCCUUCUAAAAUCAGUAACGGUCAUCUUCACGACAUAGUUGAUGACGUGGUAAAAGAUGGCGAUGAUGUCCUGACCACCUAUUCCCUUCCCGAUUUAGCUCUAAACGAAAUUUUUAUCGGAGAAAAUUUAUCCUCCAGGGUCUCCUACUACGAACUAUCGAUUGACGGGUUGGAACCUAUCAAACAAAAAAGUUCUGGUCUAACCGUUUGCACCGGAACAGGAUCAUCAUCCUGGUCAUUCAACAUCAACAAGAUCCCAGUCCAUUCCGUCGCCGAAUUAAUGAAAAUCGCCAACGAAAUGACAGGCUCCCACGUUGAUUGUCAGGACGAGGCCUUAAUGAGCCGAAUCAGUGACGCCUUUAACAGCAAACUCAUAUUCCCUCCCGACGAAAUCAAAAUGGCAUACACUAUUAGGGAUCCCGUCAUUAACAAUAUAUGCGGCAUAGAUAGACCCAGGGGUUUCGCAUCCGCUGUCAACGUUCGUUCGCGAUGCUGGGACGCCCGCAUUGUUAUAGAUGGCGGUUAUUCCUACACUUUUAACGACGGAGCCUUGGCCAAGCUUACCUUAGACCCUUCUAACGCUCUUCUAACUGUUAACCUAACUUAAAAAAAUUCCUUACCAAAACUCAACGUGGUGGAUACCAUGAUAUUUCAGCCUUUCCGCCAAAGCUCAAACUCUUAUAGUUGCCCAUAACUAUUAAUUUUUAAACCUAUAUAUUUUUUUAAGAAAAAAAUCCUUUAAAUUGAGAACAUAUAGAUAAUUAUAUUUCCCAAUAUAUUUCUGGUCUUUCAUUUUUUUAUUCUUAGGAAUUCCAAUUUUUUUUUAUAGUUCUAUUAAUUUCCAUUUAAUCCUUCUAUCUUCAUCAUUUUUAUUUUAAAUGUAACCCUUAAUAUUUAAAAAAUAAUUUUUAAAUGUUUUUAUUUUGCAUUUUAUGUUUUAUAUUAUAAGACUAAUAUAAAGGUACACUGUAUAUAUAUCUUGCAAUUCCUUUAAAGAAGAAAAAAUAUCGCAAUUCCAUUUUUAAAAUUUUUUUCUUCUAUUUUUAUCCCAAAAAGACAAGAAAAACGUAGUCAAAUUUU